Molecule: messenger RNA, 805 nt
Organism: Chara braunii
Lineage: Eukaryota; Viridiplantae; Streptophyta; Charophyceae; Charales; Characeae
Source: the annotation of a GenBank genome assembly
CGGUACGAGCAUUUUGAGUGGGUCGUCAUGCCUUUCAGAUUCAUUGACGCCCCGUUGACUUUUCAAGCGCGAUGACUAACGAGUUUCGUGCAAUGCUAGACCCGUCCGUGCUGGUGUACUUGGAUGACAUCCUCGUCUAUAGCCGAACCUUGGAGGAACAUCUCGAGGAUCUCCGACGAGUGUUGGAGACGCUCCGUCGCGCCAAGUACAAAGCCAACCGCGACAAGUGUCAAUUCGUACGUCAAGAGUUGGAGUACUUGGGCCAUUUCGUCACUCCUCAAGGCAGCAGUGCAUUGUCGGAUAAGAUUCAAGCCAUCACAGAUUGGUCGGAGCCGCAGAACGUCACAGAUGUCCGUUCGUUCCUUAGCCUUAUCGGCUACUACCAACAUUUCAUCAAAGGGUACUCGAAGAUCGCGGCCCACUUAUCCAAGCUUCAAUUUGAGGACCGGUCAUUUGACUUCGGGACGGAUGCGCGGGAAUCAUUUUUGGCCCUUAAGGCCACAUUGCUAUCAGCGGAAGUCUUGCGAAUAUACGACCCGCUAUUGCCAACACGCGUCACUACGAAUGCGUCCGGCUAUGACACUAUUGUCGUCCUCGAACAACAUGAUGGCGUGGACAGGCACCCCGUCGAAUACUUCAGCAAGAAUGGGUCGGUCGUGCAUUCAAUCGAUGACGCACGCAAGAAGGAACUUCUCGCCUUCGUCCACGCACUCAAGCGGUGACGACACUUCCUCCUUGGUCAACACCAAUUCCGAUGGGUAACCGACAACAAUCCGUUGUUCUUUUACAAGACCCAAGACACCGU